Molecule: messenger RNA, 7387 nt
Organism: Pocillopora meandrina
Lineage: Eukaryota; Metazoa; Cnidaria; Anthozoa; Scleractinia; Pocilloporidae
Source: the annotation of a GenBank genome assembly
AUGGCGGUCGCAGAAGAAGCCUUGAAAGUUUGUGAGACUUUGGAAAAGAUUUUGAAGGGAACAUUUGGACCGAACGGACACGACGUCAUGCUGAAUUCAUCUUCAGGAGAAAUACUUAUUACAAAUAAUGGUGCACUAAUUUUGAGGUCGUUGAAUUUAGAAAAUCCCAUCGGGCGAACUAUUGUCAACAAAAUUGUGUCCUUCUCCUCAAUCUCUGGAGACGGCGCAACAUCAUUCGUGUUGCUUUUAUCAUCAAUCCUACGGGAAGCCGUUUCCAUUACAGGAAUGAGAGAUAACUUUGAUCCCACUGAAACUUUAUCAAUCUACCGAGGAAAAACUUUAGCUGCAUUGUCUCGAGCUUUUUACAAACUUGAAUCAAGUUUACUUGAACAUGAAGUUGUUGUUUCAGUUCUGAACGGAAUCGCAGUAACUACAGACCUUGAGGCCGAGGAUUCCUCGCUUAUCAAACAGAGAAUGAUUAGACUUCUCAUCACAACACUUAACGGAAAAUUCCCGACCAGUUUAGUUUCAAACUUUGUUGAACUUCUUUACCAGGUGGUGAUGGAGACUUGGAAAUCAUCAGCUAUUUCCCUGCAGGAUGCCCUUUUACAUGUAAUUGACGAAUUCGGCCAGAUCUGUGUAGAAGUUCCUGGUGUUCCAAUUUCUUCUUCUCAUUUGAAGCCUGGAGUAAUAAUACCUCGUGGAUUUUCCAUUGAACAACAAGGAGUUCCCAAAACUUCUCAGGAGUUCAUGUUUGUUGUUAUGAACUGUAGUUUUGACUUCUUGGGACCACAGACAUCAUCAUCAAUUCAAAUAAAGGAUGAAACAUCUUUAGGUUUGAGUGUUGAGUGGAAAAGAAACCAAGUAAAAAAAGUAAUAACCAUGUUCAAUGAACAUAAAAUUAAAUUAAUUCUGUCCUCAGAGAAUGUGCCAGACUUCGCCUUGCAUUUCUGUAGGCAGUAUGGUAUUGCUGUUGUUAGCAGCAUUCCUCAGGAGUAUGUCAGGUAUAUUUGUAAGUGUACAGGAAUACUUGCCAUUAAUGAUGUUGGUGAGGUCAACCUGUCAGAACUCUUUUUUGGAAAGGGUGUUUCAUGUGAUCUUCACACAAUAGGUCAUCAUAGAUUUGUCCAUCUUGAGUUGGAUUUAUCAAACUGCAAAUUCUCUCCAUGCAGCAUACUUCUUUGUUCUCCAGCACAAGGAUUAUGUAGGCAGUAUUACAUUGUUCUUCACCAUGCACUAAAAUGCAUCAAAAUGUCCUUUAGUGAAGAUGGAAAGAAGUUACUCUUUGUACCAGGUGCUGGUGCAUGUGAACUGGCCUUGAGCUUUUCUUUGAAAAAAAUUUCAAAUAGUGUAAAAGACUCAAAUUUAUCACUGGCUUUGGAAAUCCUGAGUAGUGCAUUGCGAGCCAUACCAAGGUUCCUCCAUCAAAAUUCAUUUUCCAUGUCUCAUCCAAAAGAAAAUUUCAUUCACUGUUUGAAUGAGAUGGAGAGGUCUUUGAAGGAUGAUGGAUUGUUGUUAGGGAUAGAUUCAAAGACAGGUAAAUCAGUAGAUCCCCAAGAAUGUGAAAUUUUUGAGCCUCUUCAAGGAAAACACCUGCUCUGGCAGAGUGUGUUACAGUGCACAUCACAACUUUUGAGGACAGAUAAGCUUAUUGGUGUAAGAAAAAUAGACAAUGGUGUGUGAGGAAUAAAAUAAAAUCUUAUUUAGAAAGCUACUUUUGUUUUAUUGAAAAAAAGAGGAGACCAAACCAUGAUUUCAGAAUUAUUCUUUUCCCAAAAUAUAACUGGAUGAUAAAUAGUUCUGUCGAGUAAUAGAUAGAUAAACCAAGUCAUUAGUUAACAGCUCAAAAAAUACAUGAAAACAGAUGCCAAUGUGUGGGAAUGUGAAACCUGAACAUGUUUGUAAAUAUUGUCCUCUCAAUGGGCCUCUCUCCGUCAAUUUUAAUGGUUGACCAUUUCUCCAUUGUCUCUGGUAACUUAAAAUCACUGCAGUGGAAGCACAUGAUCCCAACUGCGACAAAAAUUUCACAAGUAAGACAAUCCCCAAACACUGAAAACAAUUAUUUUUCAUAGCAUUAAAACCAUCUCUUUUCGAUUGUAUUGAAUUUUGCAUUUAUCCAUGAAAUUUGGUUAAGUUUACAGAAAAUCGAGACACUCAUUCUAUAUUCGGGAGAGGUAGCUUACUGUUAAGAACAGAUGUUGAGGAAAGUCAUUUGAAGAAAUCUACGCGAGUAGUUCAUUUGACGUAAGAAGCAGUUGUCUAAAUCAAAAAUGGUCAGCGGGUUUGCCAUAAAAUUCAAUAUGGCGGCUAAACGCAAGGCAGAGGAUGACGAUGAUGGUGAAAAUGUAUCAACUUUGCAACAGAAAAGGCAGGAAACUACGACCACACAAGAAACAACGACUGCUUGUAACACGGAUUCUUCAUAUUACCCACAGUUUUACGAACAACGCGGUCCGUGGAUAACUAUGUUCGACUGGAAUAGCGGACUCAACUAUUAUCAAAAUAUUAGCGAUUAUAGAACUCAAUGGGAAAAACCGACCGAAUGGGAUUCUAUUCACCCACUUUUUAUUCCAGCAAACCAAUAUUUUUAUCAAGGAUUUUACAACGGAGCAGCAUAUGGUAAAACAAACAAUGAUCAUGUGGAAAACGUUAAACAAACUGCCUGUGAUGUAGAAGGUAUGGUUGAGAGACUUCUAACAAAGCCAGCUCGUCGACAGAUUGAUCCUGAAGAAAAAGAAAAGUUACACUGGAUUCCUGAAGGUGCCACGGAGUAUAAUAUAUGGUACGAUCGAUGGGUGGGAGAACAUUGGCGGAAUGACAAAGAUCACGGUUAGUGAUUUGAAAGACUCUUGACAUUCAGGAAGGGAAAGCACGAGGUAACACUGCUUCAAACCAUGUAGGCCUCCGAUAUUCCUGAUCCUAACCCUAACCAAUGGAAUAUCGGGGGCUCACAUGGUUUGACACAGUGUUAUGUCGUGGUUUCCCUCAGGAAGAGAGGGAAGAGUUCAUUUGAAAAGUAGUCAUGAAUUAGGACAGUCUAGGAGAUAGCAUGAGCAAAGAGGAGAAGGUGAAUAGGGAAACAGAGGGGAAUGGAAAUAGGAGAUACAUAACACUUUCAACAGCAACAGAUCAUUUCAAAUACUGAAGUGGAAGAUUGAGUUUUUCCAAAGGAGUGGGAUUUAUAAAGCAACAUCCAGUUGGCUAAACAGAUAGAGAGAUUGAGAGAAACUUGAGACUUGACCAAAAACUUCAUCAUCCUUUUUUUCUGGUUUUGUUGUAGGGCCAUCAGAGACAAAAUGCUGCAUAGAAACAGAUGCAGGAUUCACCAAGGCAAAUAUUGAUGAUCCUGGUGGAAACAAGCAUUAUUAUUGCAUUUAUUUUGCUAGAGGCUGUUGUCAUCUGGGUUCUGAUUGUGGUUAUCUGCAUAUUAUACCCACUGAUAAAGAUGAAAAGAGGUCAGUGGUAAUAAUAUUAGCAUGCUUACAAUUACAUUAAUGAUAUCAGCAUUCAUAUAUUGACUGAGGUGUACAUUUGCAAUGAUACACACAAGCUAGAUCAAAUGGAUGUAAUAUUAAACAUUUCUUUUUAAGGUAGAGGUUUAAUAAAGGAAUUUGCUUUCCUAACUUAUUUAGAAUUGAUCUAGCUCAUGAUGUUUUUGGCCGAGAACGUCAUCGACUCCACAAGGAAGACAUGGGAGGGGUUGGCACAUUUGAUAAAGAAUGCAGAACACUAUAUGUUGGAGGCCUGGGCUGUCGAACAACACUGGAGAAGCUUUUGUGGACUGAGUUUGGGGAGUGGGGUGAAAUCGAGGUAAAUGUCACACUUUUAUGCCCUUCAUAGCUGGACAUUUUAGACUGUAGUGCCAAAUAUAUUUAAAAUUGCAUGACUGAUUAAAGUAAUAGGUGGCUUUUAGAUAUAUUGAUACAAAAUAAUUUGGUUAACAAAUACCAGGCUAGAAAAUGAAGAUGCUUCUGAAGUACAUGAUAUGAAUGUGCUGAACUUUGGUUGGAAGUUUAUUAACCUUUGUUUUGAUGAAAAAUUAAAAUGAGGUAGAUGCAAUUGAAUUGGUUUUUGAAAUUUAAGUUUUUUUUUUUCCUCACCUAUUUAAUUUGUGGUAAAUUUUCCCUAGUGGACAUGGACUUAACAGUAAAAGGGCUUGUGCCUUGGAAACUUAAAAGUAAUUGUUUUUUUUUCUUCAAUAAAUCCUACAGGACAUAAGAAUAAUACACAAACGGAACAUAGCAUUUGUACGCUACAAGAACAGAGUUAAUGCUGAAUUUGCAAAGGUGAGAGGAAGGUGUUUAAUUAUUUUUUAUUUUUUCUCUGGUGCACUGUCCAGCAUUUAUUGUUCAACAUGAAGAUGUUACAGUAUUUAAUUUUUGUGAGUUUGGCAGAUAGUUCUCACUCUUGAAAGAUAACUUCCUGCAGUAAAAAUUAUCUUAAAAAAAUUAAUGCCACAAUAAAAUGCAGAGAACCUGUAACAAUAGCUAAUGAGUUAUGAUGCAGUUACACUUUUAAAGGAAAAUUAUGUUGGACCUCUUGUUUUUUAAGAUUGCCAUGUCAGAUCAAAAGCUGAACAACAGAGAGUUGCUGAAUGUGAGAUGGGCUUACGAUGAUCCAAAUCCAAAAUCACGAAGAGAGGUACUCCACUAGUUUACUUUUAGUCUGUUUGUCAGCUAUAGAUAUAAGCCUUUAUGCAAAUUAGGCUGGUCUUCAUUCUAAGUUAGCAAGAGAACAUGGAGACAGAUUUCUGUUGAAGUGUAAGGCGUGGUAAGGAGAUCAUGCAAACAAAGAUCUUUCUUUUUAUUUACUAAAACGUGCUUCAUGUUCAUCCAGGAGCUGUUGAGAUCUAAACAUAGAGUACUUGAGGCGGCCACAGAGCGAGGGUUACUUCAGAAGGCUCUUACACGUCCCACUCAGCCAUCUGGUGCUCAGGUUACAGGGCCUUAUCCGAACACAGACAAUCAGUAUCCUGUGGAAUGCGGCCCUCAGACUAAAGAGCAAUUUGAGCAGGUAUACCAGUCACUUAAAUUCAUCAGAGAGUUGUAAUCAUGUAAUGAUAAAGUCUCAAAGAUUUGUUUAUCUCCCCACUGGAAUAUAUAUGGGUAAUUAUUAAUUUAGAAGAAAACCUUUAAAACUUUGCAAUUUUUUUGUCCACCACAGACAAGGCUGGUUAUUUAAACAAAAGCCGUAAAAAAAGCCGUCCAUAACGGAACUGCGUUCCAAGCCAUCUCCAGUUAAGCUGAUCCUUUUAUCUUUUUUUUUGUGGAUCGUUUCAAGAGGGCCAAAAGCUAAUAGUGGAAGGACAGUCUUUUAAGACUUUAAAUUGAAUCAACCCUCUUAUAGAGAAUCCCUAAGGCCCAUUGCUUGCGUAAAACCACGGUUUGGGAUAGACCUCGUUGAAACAACUGGCCCAUACUGUUUUAAAAACGAUUUUUCUGAGCUCGAGGUCAUAAUCUGAAGUAGCACAACUGGCAGAGAAUACUUAACUAAUGUUCCACUUAGCGCUCAACAUCAAUGAUAACGUUUAUGAAAAUUAUCAUGCCUCACUCAUCGAAUGCCGCCAUGUGUCAAAGAUCGGGCGAUAUUCUUCAGCCCAAUGAUAGUUAAAUGUAUGACAUGUAACCAUUUCUCUCUUAACGUCUUGGAAACGAAGAUCCUGAGAUAAGGCGAACCAUGUUUUCUGGCGCAGAAUAAUAAAAUGCAUCUAUAAAAAAAGAGUUUCAUACAUGGAACACACAAAGCAGUAACCUUAUUGGUAGUGAAGCACUGGACACUGCAACGGGGUCCUCUGAUCUUAUUAAUGGCCGUUUUUAUGCUAGAGACGUUAAAGUUGUUCAAGACGUUAAAGUCGUCUCGAGACGACUUUAACGUCUUAGACAACUUUAACGUCUCUAGCAUAAAUGCAUCUAUUCACUGAUUAUGAAACACCUACCUGGAUUCCUUUCAUUCAUUUUCAAUGUCUUUUUGAGUUAUUUAUUCUAGGAUUUUGUUACAUCUCAACAAUUAUGUAGGUUUUUUCGCGUAAAAUCAGUAAAAUGUCUUGAUAAUUCUAAUUGUAACUUGACUUUUCUCAUUUCCUUUCUUCAGGCCGAGGUUCUCCAAAAUGUUUACACAGACUGUACAAGGUUAGACGAAGCCCUCAAGAAAGUAGAGGCCUUCCAUUCCGAGAACACAAAGAAGGGUGAUGUGAGCACGGCUCAACAGCUUUCUGAAUAUAACAAGAAUGAAAAUAAUCAAACCUCAGAGGCAUAUUGGAACUGUUCUGAUUAUUAUAGUGGGUACAGUAGUUACGAUUACGGACAGGCGUGGGACUAUUCACAUCAUAAUCAUCAGACUGAAGCAGGUUACUCUACGAAAGAUCCUUACAGAGAAGUGAUCGCAAGCAAAGAAGCGGAGUCAGAUUCAUCUUCUGCCGGUUAUGAUUCUGCGUCCAUGAAAGCGUCAACUUCCGAAGCAAUCCCGAGUAUCGACUGAUCAAUCUCGGAACCCAAUCGUGGACCAGAGAGAAGAUGAUAUAAACGUGUGCGGGGCUAUGGUUCUUAAGUGCACGUGAUCACCUUUUGUUAACAAAGAAUGAUGCAGGUGUCAUCCUCGUAGAAUUCGGUGCUUACCCAAUGAUUGGUUUUCUCUCUGGUCUACCUUGUGAACACGGGCGAAGCUUGCCGUAACAGUAAUUAGCUGGCACAAGCUCUAGGUGUUAUUACUUCACACGUCCACACAUGUAUACCUGUCAUAUGGCAUCUCUGGGUUUUGUUAUGAUUGAAUUCAACGCAGAAAGGUCCCGUUUGAUGUGAUUUCUGUAAAACGCCUUUUCACGAUUAUUUAUUCUGCCCGCCCGCCUCCCUCCCCAGUUUCCCUUCGGCAAAAUGAAAAGUCCCGACUUCACCUUAAAUGAAUGGCCGCAGAACAUUGGUGAGAAAAGAUUGAAUAAUAAUUGAAUGCCUUAACGAGAGAACAACUUGAAAUUCCCUAAAAUUAUUACUUGUUAAGUCACAGUGCAUUACUUCUCUUAGGGAUAUGCCUAUGAAUUCUUCUAAAUCUUAUAACUUUUCUGUUCAAAAACAAAAAAAACCCAAAAUCAAGUAAGAAGCCUUUCCUCCCUCUCUGCCCAUCCCCUUGGAUAUUUUCAGUUCAAUUAAGGGCAGGAACAUUAAACCUGACGGUAAGACAAAUUUCAACUUAUCAGUUGAUCCCAAAGCGCAGCUAGUGGGCUGCGGUAGCUCUCCGCCCUCAGUUCGUGUGUUUAAAAUAUUUAUGUUUAUGCACUCAAAUUCGAACGUUUCGCGGAGCAGAUGUCAUCAAAAUAUUUCCGUGUGUCGCCCCAUCCGUAUAGCUGACUGUUAAAAGAUAAUAUUCAAUCUACAAUCUCUUGCCGACAGCCUGA